UGGUCUUCUUGUAACUCUGCAUACCUUGAGGUCAAAGGUUAAACUCGCAACUUUGCAGCAUGGAGCGAAAGGAAGCAAAUGCAGUGAAUGAACACCACGUCGGUAAGCCAGCUAUCCACACUACCUCACAGUUUCCGUCUCGGAUUAAAGAAUCAGUGUUCCUGGCGACAGUGGCGGGCAUGUCCAUUCUUGGAGGCUUCGGAAUGACCAUCGCCAUGGCGAAGAGGAAAGACCCUCACAUGUUUGUCAAAGGUUUGCUUCCGUCACGUGAGGUACCCGAGAGUGGAGGCAGCUUAGCCAUGCGAGCGCUUGGAUGGGGAACGCUGUACUCAGUAGCAGGAGUAGGCUCCAUUUGCUUCGUCGUCUGGAAAUUGCUUGGCGUUCAGAAUUUGAACGAAUUCAGAGAAAAGGUCGGUAGUGUUCUUCCUAGAAUUCCCAAGAAAGAAAAUCCAGGCCGUGGAGACUUUAGAACACUGCGAGAACUUCUUGAAUACAUCAUAGAGGAGGACACGAAGAAGAAAAGCGCCAAAGAAUCUUAACCAAGAAGACCAACCAUCGACGGGAUUCCCAGCAAGCAUUGUGAUUCUUGAUUCGUGUUGUUUUGUAUUGUUACAGGGACAAAAUGUGAACUUGCGCUACUGCCGAAAUGGAAUUCGGUAGAUGACCCUUGAACUUCUGUUACAUCAGCAGAGUGGAGGUGGUACAAAGCAGCACAAAACUGAAUUACUAAGACAUCAUCAGUAAGAGCAAAGAGAAAAACAUAAAGCAACACUGCGUGUGUGUGUUUAUUGCCAGUUCAAGCAUGUACAUUUUAAAAUUGUUCACCAUUGAGAACGGGUGAUAUCUUUAAAUUUUAUUGCCAAUCACGUCCAGUCGAACUGCUGAUGUGUUGUUUUACAUUUUAUGGAAUCUCCUGAACCCUUUAUGGAAAAUACAGAAAUAUAAAGAGUCCGGGAGAAUUGACAUUGACCCUACAUGAGGGAUGCUUGAAUGCAAUGCACUGUAUUAAAAAUAAAGAGAUGUUUUUGUUCACAUAUUGUUCACACAACUUGAAGUGGGAGUAAGGACCCGACUGUUUUGAGGGACGUUGUUGAGGAUUGUGAGAUGCCACACUCCUGAGAAGGAAAACAUGCAUGAUUCUUUGACAUAAGCAAUGCAUUUUUUGGUGCGACAGGUUUAUUUAGUGAUUGAGAAUCCGUGUGUGUUGGGCCGUAGCAUGAUCUCUAUUCAGGCGCGCGUGUAUACACAGAUUCUAGUAUUUGUAGACGAAUGUUUUUAAGUGAGCGUGCAUGUUCAAAUGUGUUGUUUGCUUGCAUAUAUAUAUUGACUGCUCCUGUAAAGAGAGUGCAUGUGUCGGAUGCCAUUGUUGGUAAUAAUCGUGCUUACUAUGCUAUAACAUGCUGCAGUGAAAAACGAUAUAACCUCAUUCAAAAGUGUGAUGUAGUCAUGUCUCUCGACUGAUUCUGAGAACCAUAAAAAGAAUGCAAUAAAGAAGUUAAAGCGAC
Pomacea canaliculata is the source of this 1505-nucleotide messenger RNA. RefSeq names its product transmembrane protein 242-like. The record is from RefSeq and is a predicted model, not a curated record. NCBI's taxonomy places the organism in Eukaryota, Metazoa, Mollusca, Gastropoda, Architaenioglossa, Ampullariidae. The coding region runs from base 60 to 539 and encodes 159 amino acids. The transcript is spliced from 4 exons.